This is a messenger RNA of Ostrea edulis (European flat oyster), 11586 nucleotides long. RefSeq lists its product as uncharacterized. Lineage: Eukaryota; Metazoa; Mollusca; Bivalvia; Ostreida; Ostreidae. Gene Ontology annotation, molecular function: calcium ion binding; protein tyrosine phosphatase activity; protein-lysine 6-oxidase activity. Gene Ontology annotation, cellular component: membrane. Gene Ontology annotation, biological process: peptidyl-lysine oxidation; protein dephosphorylation. The record is from RefSeq and is a predicted model, not a curated record. Bases 93 to 10712 code for a protein of 3539 amino acids. The transcript has 68 exons.
ACGUUGCACAAGAUUAAAAAAAAUCAUUAAAAAUGUAAUGUACUGCGUAGUGUAAUUCUAUUCAUGAAUGAGUUUAGACGUAUUUUGAUGCGAUGUCCCUAUGGUGGUUUAUUUUGAUCCUGCAGUUUGUAGAUCGGAACAAUGGUUUUGAUCUUGUGCGACUCACAGACCUAGAGGCAGACACCGGAAGUUACACUGUAGAGAUUCACUAUGAUCAGAAAUGGCGCACACUCUGUGGAUGGCAUUGGUCUUCCGCCAACGCACGUGUCGUCUGCAGGCAAACAGGGCAACCAUCGACUCGAUGUAUGGCAGAAUUGCGAACGGUCGAAGAUCUCGUGGAGGAAGCAGAGUCUGUUCAAAUGAAUUACCGAUGUAUGGGAAACGAAACAGCUCUUCACAGGUGUCCCUAUGACUUUGAAAAGGCAUAUCCUUCCUUUGGUUUUGGAAAACAUGAUUGCGGCAGAGAGCCUCGGUUUGCUGUUAUUUGUGGUUCACAGUGUCCUGUCUGGCAUUAUGGCGAGGACUGUCUUCCUUGCCCUUGCAAUCAGAACAAUACGGAGAAAUGUGACGAUAAAUCAGGAAAAUGCACGUGUAAAGCCGGCUUUUCUGGGGAGACUUGUGACUGUCAGGAUGGAAAACAUAUUUGUAACCCUACAACCUCGUUUUGCCAUAUGGACAACGGAAACCCAGUGUGUCUUUGCAAAAAAGGAGUAACAUCAACGUCACAGAAUAAAUGCAAUGAGUUUGGUUUACGGUUCGUGGAUAGAUCUGCCAACGACAGUGGGGAGGUGGAGUUUUACACAAAUGGGACGUGGAAUACUUUGUGCAUAAGCACUAGAUCCGGAGGAUCUCAGGAUACUUUUAUUGUAAAUGUCAUUUGCAGACAACUUGGUCUACCAACGAUACACCCAAGUGGAUAUUUUGCCAAAUAUAUUCCCAAAACUCAGCUGCCAGAUUACCAGAUUAAGAAGUCUUCUUGUGACGGAACAGAGACCUCUGUAACAGACUGUAAAAUAAGCAUGGUUCCUUCAUUGAAUUGUAACGCUGCAGUAGGAAUACGGUGCGCAUCAGAGUGCCCACAAUGGAGAUAUGGAACAGACUGCAUUGUUUGUUCCUGUAACAAAACGAAUUCAAAGAGCUGCGAUCCUUCAACAGGAGAAUGUAAAUGUAAAUCAGGAUUCACUGGCGCCACUUGUGAAUGCUUACAGGGAAACAACCCCUGCAAUGAAACAAUCUCAGACUGUCAUGCACAAACAGGACAACCAAUCUGUCUUUGCAAAUCAGGAUUCAUUCGCAGAAAUCUUAGUUGUACAGAUCCGAUACGACUUGAAAAUCAAACCAUGUCCAUAACAGGCAGUGGAAGUAAAAUUUAUGAGGGAAGAGUUGGACUUUAUGUUAACGGCAGCUGGGGGACAAUUUGUGGUGAAAACGGCUAUUCUGGGAAUAAGAUCGCCAACGUUCUGUGUAGAAAUCUGGGUCUACCAAGCACCUACGCUGAAAGUGUACUGGAUGCGAAUUAUCGUCGAGGCACAGGUCCAGUACAUUAUGGUUUUAUACACUGCAGAGGAACAGAGGAGUCGGCCACACGGUGUCGCAUUAUAGUGACGUCAUACUGUGGUCAUCGUGACGAUCUGGGUAUCAAAUGUGGAGAGGAAUGUCCCGAUUUCAAAUUCGGAAGCGAUUGUCUGAGCUGUCAGUGCGUCCGUUCAAACACACAGUUUUGUAACAAGACGUCUGGGGAGUGUGUUUGUAAAGAUGGCUAUGAGGGACAGACAUGUUCAUGUGAGAAAGGCAAACAUACGUGUGAUCUGCAAACGUCCGUCUGUGAAAAUAACAUGUGUUAUUGCAAGUUUGAGAACAACGAAACAAAAUCAUCUUGUUUUGAGAGGCUUCGACUGAACGUGAAAAAUGAAAGUGUUUUACAGUACCAUACGAAUAACAAGUGGAAUAAUGUAUGUAGUGACUCUCUGCAUCCAUUGGCUGACGAGAUUCUCUGUCGUGCGUUGCACCAACCAACGGCUUUUCCAGAGCGCACAGUGGAAUACACAGUACAAAAAGGCUACAAGUUAAAAGUUGAUAAAAGGUGCCUAGAUUCAUUCCAUACGCCGAGGGCUGAAUGUAUGGUAUUUUCUACCACAUUAUAUGAUUGUUACGACGGGAUCUUGUUUCUACGGUGCUUAAAAGAAAACCCAUAUUGGACGUAUCGUGAAGGCGAUGAAAGCGCAGAAUGUCCAUGCAACAGGACGAACACUGAACGUUGUGACAAGACUGGGAAAUGUAUCUGUAAAUCAGGAUACGAGGGGGCGCUUUGUAACUGUGUGAAGAAUACCUGUAACACCGCCGUGGCAUUUUGUCAAAACAAUCAGAACGGAACCAAAUGCUUGUGCAAACCAGGCUACGAAAACCGAGGGUAUAAUUGUGAAGAUUCCCUGAGAAUGAACACGAGCAAUCCAACACUACGAAGUUUUAAGAGAAUAGAGUAUAAAGUUGGUAGUUCCUGGGUUCCUGUUAAAGGCAAUAGAUAUUCCUCAAUUACUACAAUGUGUGAAAUACUAGGACUACCGACGUUUUACAAUAGAAUGUCCACAGACAUCAGUUCACAAUAUGCAAAGGUAGUAAAUCCUGAAUGUGCCAGAGAUGUGCAUAUUGGAAUGAGUCUCAAUUAUACGAAGUGUUUAAAACACUCCCCGUAUUCGACAGCAGUAGAAACUGCUUUAUGUUCAAACGAUUGCCCCAGCAUGAUGUUUUACAAUACCACAUCUUUUGAGUGUGUACAGUGUAGCUGUAACAAGAACAACACCGUUUCCUGUAACCAGACGACAGGGGAGUGCAACUGUAAGGCAGGGUUUUUCGGACCGUCAUGUGACUGCAUCCAAAACCUACACAACUGUAACAACACCUACUCCUACUGCUCCUUCCAAGGAAGCGCACCUACCUGUACUUGUCGUCUUGGGUUUUACGGGAAAAAUUUGGGCUGUUUUGAGCCUUUGCGAUUUAUCAGAGACACUGGUAUUUUGGAAUUGUAUCACCAAGGAGAAUGGAUGCUGAUUGCAUCUAGCUAUGUUUGGGAUGAUGUAUCAAAAGUAAUCUGCAGCCAGCUGGGCUUACCAACGUUUUAUGUGGAAACAACAUCAAAAUAUCGGAAGAACACAGGAUUGAUGUACAAUGAUUAUAAAAAUAAGAAAAAGAUAACUUCUUUAUCCUGUACGCAAGGCGAUAGGGAAAUAUCACAGUGCAGUUUCAGUACAUCCACAUAUAUUUCUAGCUACACAUCGUUUGGAAUUGUACAGUGCAGAGCAGAUUGUCCAGAUUUUCUGUAUGGUCCAACGUGCAAGAGAUGUGAAUGCAACCAGCAGUACUCCAGAUACUGCAAUAAAACUACAGGAGAAUGCGUAUGCAAAUCCGGCUACUCUGGUGACACGUGUGACUGUGUACAGGGAUCUCAUUUCUGUAACGCCACCUUCGCGUUUUGUGGACUACCAACUCCAUCCUGUUACUGUAGGGAUCAGUACAAUAGGCGUGGACUAGUGUGUCAGGAUUCACUUCGAUUUUAUAUGAAUGCUACUGGGACGGAGGGAAUCCUUCAGAUCUACAGGAAUCAGUCCUGGAACACAUUCUGUGACGACUCGUUUACAAGAAGUGAUGCACUUGUUGCAUGUAGACAACUUAGACUUCCAAAUCGAUACGUACGAUUCGCAACCAGGCAGGACAGCCAAAGAAUACCAAACACUAAUGGGAUAGGAAUGGUGCACAGUUUGCAAUGCAUUGGAAACGAAACAAGUCUUUCUGAUUGUCAGAGGUUCAGCACACAUGGAUCGUCGUGCUAUCACAGUGAAGAUAUUUACCUUCAGUGUUUUUCUGAAUGUCCAAAGUGGACCUACGGAGAUUAUUGCGAAGACCAGUGCCUGUGUAACAAAACCAAUAGCUUGUCUUGUCACGAAGACACUGGGAAAUGUUCGUGUAAAGCAGGGUAUUUUGGCGACUACUGUAACUGUAUAGCAGGCGUACACAAUUGUGACACAACGACAUCAAUAUGCCACACCAACUCCAGCGGAAAUGCAGUGUGUCUCUGCAAAGAUGGGGUUUUUAGCGGACAGAGUAAUAAGUGUUUCAGUCUAUAUGUUCGUGUAAUCAACCAAACAUCUUCAAAUGAGGCAGUUGUUGAGAUAUACAGCCGUGGAAUUUGGGGAGGGAUAUGUAAAAAUGGAUUGACUAAAUUGGAUGUUCAAGUUGCGUGUCGCCAAUUUGGUUUACCAUCUAACUAUGCACAGAUCAGUAGAAAUACAAACACCAUGCGCAAUGGCUACUUUCAAUGGACUGAUAUAAAUUGCAAUGGAACAGAGAAAAGUCUUCUAGAUUGUGAAAGACGGCAUGUCAGUCAAAGAUAUUGCUCAAUCAGGCAGUCAGUAAUUAUUGCGUGUCCGACAGAUCGAUGGAUUCGAUUGAUAUCGACUCAAACGACAUCUACUGCUACCAGUGGAAUUCUUCAGAUUUACCAUAACAAUAGAUGGGGUUAUAUUUGUGAAUCCGGCUUUGGUGUACCAGAUGCAAAGGUUGCUUGCCGAGAACUGGGUUUGCCAACGAAAUACGUUCAAGAAAAGUCUGGAACGAUGAGCGCCAGUAGUAGUGUGACACAUCUAAGAUACGUCAGCUGCAGUGGAGACGAAACAAGUUUGACUGAAUGUUCUGCUAGUAAUGGGAGUUCCUGUUACAGUUAUAGACGUAAAAGAGUAAAAAUAUCCUGCGGCAGUGCAUGCCCUUCUAUGAAAUAUGGCGACAACUGCCAGCGGGACUGUCUGUGUAAUAGAGUGACUACUGCCUCUUGUGAUCAGGAGACAGGACAAUGUGUGUGUAAGUCUGGAUAUACCGGGUUUUCCUGCGGAUGUACAGCUGGUUCUCAUAACUGUAACACCACCGUUUCUGAUUGCCAUGAGGAAUCAAAUAAAUUAAUUUGUGUGUGCAAGAAAGGUUUUACAAAUGCCCUCCAUGGCUGCACAGAAAAUGUUCGAUUAGAUCCCGACGGAUUUGUAAAGGUGUUCGACGUGAUCGGAUGGAAAGAUACAUGUAAAAACAGCUAUUGGAGUAAGAAAAAUGCUCAGGUACUCUGCCGCCAGCUCAAUCAAAGUGUGGAUGUUAUCUACUCAUCUUCAAACUAUAAAUAUCUAAAUUUUAAAACAUCCAUCACUUGUACCGGAAAAGAGGAUACACUGGCGGAUUGUUCAUACGGGAAAGUUUCAUCCUGCAGUUACAGGCCAAAAAUCAUGUGUGGAGAUUGUCCAGAUUGGAGGUAUUCCAGCGACUGUUCGGAAUACUGUGACUGUAAUAGGCAAUCGAGUUAUGAAUGUAAUGUGAAAAAUGGAAGCUGUCUAUGUCACAAAGGCUUUGUUGGAAAAGAUUGUAGUUGUCAUGAAUCAGUCACUUCAUGUGUCGGACAGAAUUCCAUUUGUAAAUUUGACAGAUGCGUUUGCAAAGAAGGAUCUUAUAAUCAAACAACAUCAUGUUUAGGUUUAACAGACGUCAUUUAUUUUUGCUCUUUCAACACGUAUUCAUGGCAGAGUACGUGCAGUAUUAAAACUGUGAAUUCACGAUGGUCGCGAAACACUUAUGUAAUCUCUUACACUACAUGGAGACCGAAGGCUGGGAGUGACGGUGUAAACUACCUCUUUGUGGAUACACGAUCUUAUUACCUAUCUGCUAGUUCUUAUUUCAAUGAGAUGAACAUUACAUUGGACAAGGAACGGAAGCAGUUCUGCCUUUAUUUCGACUACAUGCUUGAUGGGCGAGGAUCAAUAACUGUAUCAACAAUAGAUAAAAUGAACUCGGAAUCAACAGUGGUCACUUUAUCAGGGACACAGGGCAACUGGACCACGAAGUAUGCGGACAUCAAUGGAACACAACCUAUAAGUAAAAUAAAAAUCAGGAUGGAGGAGAGGACCGCCAUUGACAAGAUUCUUGCUGCAAGCUCUAAAUGCGUAUGCCCAGAUUGGACAUUUGGUCAAGAUUGUGACAAAUGUGCCUGUGUUCGGAUGCACACACAGUCUUGCGAUAGAACCCGCGGGACUUGUCAGUGUAAAGCAGGAUAUACAGGAGAGGCUUGUCAAUGUGAGGAUAACGGGAAACCUUGCUUACAUGAUAUUCGUUUGGUGAAUGGAAACACGACCAACAUGGGAAGGGUGGAGGUGGUCACAGACGGCAUUUGGUCUACAGUUUGUGAUGGAAACUGGGACGACAAUGAUGCCACAGUCGUCUGCAACCAUCUAGGAAAAGGAAAAUAUGGAAUUGCUGUGAAGAAUGCAGGAUUUGGAAAAGGCAUUGGACCAGUACAUGUUAAUAACGUUAAUUGUCGUGGAACCGAAAAAGACUUUUUGAAAUGUCCAUUCUCUCCAUCAUCGUGCAGCCAUUCUGAUGACGCAGGGGUCAUUUGUGUCAAUACAUCGAGUAUCAUUCGAUUACGUGAUGGCACCGACAAAACAAAUGGUCGUUUGGAGGUUAAAAUUCAGGGGAGCAGUUCAUGGGGUACAGUGUGCGAUGACGGGUUUAGAGAGGUGGAUGCACGGGUGGCGUGUCGACAGCUGGGACUACCCACACGAAAUGUUGAAGCAAAAUCAUCAGCAUAUUAUGGAUCCGGAUCGGGGGAAAUCCUUUUAGGCAAUCUUAAUUGCAAUGGGAAAGAAGCAUCUAUUCAAGCUUGCUCUGGUACUAAACACCCUGGUGGUUGCAGCCAUUAUGAAGACGCCGGUAUUUCCUGUUCGAAUGACUGUCCGAAGUUUACAUACGGAACAGAAUGUGACACGAAUUGUGUUUGCGAGCGAAGUAAUUCCGUAUCAUGUGACCAAGAUACUGGGGAGUGCAAAUGUAAGGCUGGGUGGACAGGAGCCCGUUGUACAUGCGGAAGUAGUAUGAAUUGUGACGAAAAUUCAUACUGUGACGGUUUCAAAUGUCUUUGUAACAAUGGGUUCUUCUUGAAACCAUCCAACUGUUCAGGUGGCACCGCUGUGUUGUAUUCCUGUUCAUUCGAAACAGACUUUCAAACGUGUUCUAUAAAAAAUUAUGGUAGAAUGAAGUGGACGAGAGAUAACCGUGGGACACCUAGCGAUGACACUGGUCCAUAUUCUGCAAAAGAGGGAAACUUCUAUGCUUAUACAGAAGCUUCAAGCAAAUCCCCUGGUGAUAAAGGAAUAAUGGAAAUUCCAGUUUCCAAAUCUAAUCUAACAAUGCAUGCAUGCUUCCAAUAUUAUUUUCAUAUGAGAGGAGAUAAUAUAGGCGAUUUGAAUGUAACAAUUGAAGAUAAAGUUGGAUCAGAAAUCGCCAGAUGGUCUAAGUCGGGACAUUUUGGUUCUCGUUGGGACAGAGGUUAUGUAUCUCUACCAGCUAAUACAGCUGUGAUAAAGAUAACGGGGAUAAGAGGCAAUGGGUAUCAGUCAGACAUUGCACUAGAUGACUUCAAAAUAUUGCAAGGACAUUGUGACUGUGAAGAUUGGAAAUAUGGAUUACUGUGUGAAAAAUCAUGCAACUGCAUUAGAGGUAACUCUAAAGGAUGUGACAGUCAAAGUGGAAGCUGUAUUUGUCAACCUGGUUGGAGUGGAAAUAAAUGCGAUUGUCAGAAGGCAAAGGACACAUGCGACAUUUCGUAUUCCUAUUGCCAUGGUGACCGAUGUGUUUGCAAAGAUGGCCAGUACACCACUGGUGUCACAUGCUCUGGUCUCAAAAACAUUACAUAUUUCUGUGCAUUCGAGUCAUCAGACAGUGUUGAUCGAUGCAAGAUUAAAUUGUUUCCAUUACAAUGGGUGGUAGAAGAGGAGUCUAUAAAUGAUGAGAGUCACGUGGACAUCAAUCGCUACCUAAUGACAAGACUCUCCGCUAGGAGGAAUGUGUACUCGUUCUCUCUACGAAAUAUAACUCUAAAGAGUGACAGCUGCCUUCAGGUGAAAUAUUUUUCCCGCGAUCCGACGAACCAGAUGAUACGAAUUCAGGUAGUAAAAGAUGAUCAUUUGAUAAAUAACAAGGUGUUUCAAGGAAGGGAUUGGUCAACUGCCCGUGUUUCGAUAAAAGCAGCAACAGGCAUCAAAAUUCAUUUUAUUGUGUAUGUCUACAACAGCCCACCUGUACUCAUUGAUGACAUCAUCAUCUUUGCUAGGGCUUGUGGUGCAUGCUCACAGUGGUAUUAUGGUUCAGAUUGUGAAAAAAUGUCCAAAUGCAACCGCACAAAUACACUUUCAUUUGACAACAAUGACCUUUGCAACUGCAAGAGAAAUUGGUAUGGUGAACGAUGUGAUUGUUCGAAGGCACAAAAUGACGCAUGUGUUAGAGAAGGAGAGGUCUGUAGGAGAAACAUCUGCACAUGCAAAGAUGGAUAUACCAGAGCCGGAACGGGCUGUAGAGAUAUCAAUGAAUGCAAAUUUAUGUGCAAGAGUCCUCUACAGAGAUGCACAAAUACGGAUGGAUCAUAUAGCUGUGAUUGUAAAAAGGGAAAUUUUGGAGAUGGGAGCAUUUGUUCAGACUCCAUCCUUGCCGUUACAAAUGGACUUCGUCCAAUGGAAGGCACGAUGAUGAUGUGGCGAGACAAUGCAUGGGGAGCGGUCUGUCAGUCAUUUGAUUUGUUUACAGCCAUGACAGCGUGUAAUACAAUUUUCCCUGAUAUAUAUGGCGUUCAUCUUGCUCAGAAAGGAGGCUAUAAAUCGCCUGAUGGUAUUGCGUUCAGCUCUAUAUCAUGUCCUCGUAAAAGAAAGGAUUUUGACCUCACCAAAUGCAGCGUUUCAGUUGAGCCCUGUGAUACAGAGAACGAUGCGAUGUAUCUAUCAUGUGGUGUAUGUGGAGGGAUAUACAAAUCGCAGUUUGGACUAGUGGAGCCCCCUGUAGAAGUACCAGCGAACACACUUUGUUACUUUUUAUUGACACCAUUCAAUGCGAAAUCAAUAAAUGCAACAUUCAUCUCCUUCUCAAUGUAUUCAAGUAACAAAACUCGAACAAAACGAUAUGAUCAGUCAUGCGAUGAAACAUAUAUUGAGAUAUUUGAUGGUCCAGAUACUGAAUCCCCUUUCCUAGGUCGACAUUGUACUAGCCGUCCAAGAUUCACCAUCAACUCGAAGGGAAAUUCGUUAUUUCUUAUUUACAGAACAUCAAGAAAUACUGCCAAGCACGAUUUUCAGAUGGUCUAUCGAACAGAGAAGAGUGUUGAAGAUCCUCAUGCACUUGGAGAACGCUGUAGCCACUCUAUGCAGUGUGUAGCAAACAACGCCUCUUGUAUUAGCAACAGAUGUUCAUGUCACAGAGAAUACUACAUGUUUGAUACAGUCACAUGCUCGGAAAAAAAAUCCUGGAAUUCUUCCUGCUCAAGAAGUGACGAAUGCAAAACUGGAUUUUGUGAUACUGAAAAAUCUCUGUGUAAUUGUCCAACCUAUUCAGAAAUUGACGUCCAGACUGACGAAUGCGUGGGCAGAACAGGAUCACAGCAACAGGACGAUAAUUCAGCAAAGUUGCUGGUACCCCUCCUUUUGAUUUUCUUCUUACUUAUCAUAACUGUGAUUGCAACUGUCAUCGUCGCUAAAAAGAAGGGAUAUUCAUGUAUCAUCUGGCGUCCCGGAAAUGAUGGUAUUUUCUCUUACUCCUAUUCGGAACUCAUGUCGGCAACAAAUCCUUUAUAUGGGUUCAACACAGAGGAAAAGAGUUCACAUCGAGGUUCUGUUAUAUCCAUUGAUUUCUCAGGAGAUAGUGAAAAUCACAGAAUACGUCUCAGUAAUUUUGUGGAAAUCUAUGGGAACAUGCGUGAUCGUGAAAGAUGGGCGGAGGAAGAAUUUAAGAAUAUCCUGCAGUCCAGUAAACAGGGUUCAACUGACAUAGGAGCAGCCUCACAAAACAAACAUAAAAACAGAAAUAGAGACAUCUUACCAUAUGACUACAACCGCUUGAGAGAAUCUGGAACAACCAGUGUUGCAGACUACAUCAACGCAAGUGUGAUAGAGGGUCUGCACAGCCAUUAUCCCUACUAUAUCGUGACACAGUAUCCCCUCGUAUCCACACAGAAUGACUUCUGGAGAAUGGUGUGGAAGCAAAGAGUCUCUUCUGUUAUUGGACUUGUCUCCAGCAAUGAAAAGGAAAUUUACUUUCCAACGAAAACGGGUAUGAUCAGGUCUUUUGGCGACAUCAAGGUGCAAACAUUGUCAACAUUAACAGUCCAUAGGUGUACGUUCCGGUGUUUGAAAAUUGUAAAGGGCGCAAAGAGUCACACAGUGAAUCAUUUUCAGUCGGCAUUCCUUUCCAAUUUCACCAAAGAUGAGUGUGCCGACCUAGUGAAUCUUAUAAAUCUUGUACAUUCCAAUGCAGAAGAUGGAUACGACAGUAGACCAAUGGUCAUACAUUGUUUGAAUGGAAUUGGUAAAUCGGGAUUAUUUGUCGCCAUGGAUUACCUCCUCCAGCUCAUUAACAAUGGAGAUACUCAUGUCGAUAUUUUCAAGCUGACGCAAAUACUCAUCAACAAUCGAGAGAAAUUAAUAGAGAAUGAGACCCAAUACCAGUUCCUGCACGAGUGUGUAGAGUUUUACUUGGGGCACAGUGAACCGAAAGAACCUCAGAAAGUUUCCUCGGCCACGGUAGAAGAUGAUGGUGAUUGCUUACUGUGUUUAUCUCUUUACUUUCAUUAUCUGGGUGUUGUAAACAUACCCACAUGUUUUGUACCUAUGAACAAACCGAAUUUUCCUUUUCGCUAUCAGUAAUAAAUAAUUUUAAAGAUAAAAAUACCUUACAAUUUAAGUCAAUUUUUUUUUAUAAUAUUAGCAUUUGAUUUGAUGACAUUCAUGUUAAUAAGUUUUUAAGAAUUUCAUUCUUCAAAUACUCACAAACUGGGUGGUGACUGAGCAUCUAUGAUAGAUAAAGCAACAAUCGAAGUAUUAAUUCCUGUACACCUCUUUAAAUUGAUUGUUUUAAUCAAAUGUGGUAUAUAUAAAACAUCGUCAUUUUAAGUGUUGUCAUUUACUGCUCUAGAUAAAAGUAGAAAUGUGAUAUUUUAAACGUUAUUUUUACAUAGAUACUGCGCUGAUAGAACUUUCACCGACAGACAAGAGGACAUUUUUCUCCAGAAAUUAAGGAGUGUCUUCCGUGACCAAUAGACGAGACAGCUAUUUCCGCAUCAUGUCGUCCCACAGGAAGUUGAGUUUAACUGUGGUGGAUGAGGUCAUCACUUAGCAAUUGAGCUUAUUGAUAGUAAUUCCGCAAACAACUAAAUACAUUUAUGAAUGGACUUAAUUCUCACCUAAUGUUUUUUUUUUUUUAUCAUUUAGGAACAAAGUUUCCUUUAUUUUUAUGAAAAGCAUAGCAAUAUCUAGAAAUCCAUUGAUGAUUUAAGAUUUUACCUUAUUGAGUACGAAUUUAAAAAAAUCAACACAAUAAAUACAUUUAUUGUUCAUCCAUAGAAAACUAGUGUAUUCAUCAUAUUACAUGCUAUAGCAUUCAUAUAUACUUAGCAGCUUUUAUAGCCAUUGUAUAUGCAGAUUUAUGUACAUCAAAUAUAUUCACCUUAUAUUUUGUGUAUGUUACCUUUGAGUUUAAAUUUAACAAUUUACCCUAUGCCGAUUAAAAUCAAGCAUUACU